GUGUUGACCGUGACAAGAAAGAGAAGCCCAAUAUUACACACUUACCAACUCGGCUGUAAGGAACUGCUUUGUGUGGGGCAAGAAAAAGAUCUCGGUGUUACUUUAACUAGUAACCUCUCUUGGGACACCCAUAUUAACGUUAUCAUCGCCAAAUCCAACAAGCUACUGGGUUUGUUAAAGAGAACUUGUCCCUUGUUAACGGAUGUUAAAGUUAGACGUACGCUGUAUCUGUCACUCGUUAAAUCACAAGUUAGCUACGCCACAGAAGUUUGGUCUCCAGUCAACAUACAUCUCAAAUCAAAGGUUGAGAAAAUUCAAAGAAGAGCUACCGCUUGGAUUCUGAAAUCCAAACAAGGCGAGAUACCUUACCAACAGAGGCUGAUAGCUCUUAACCUACUGCCACUAUGUUACGACAGGGAAAUUAACGACUUG
Molecule: messenger RNA, 432 nt
Organism: Paramuricea clavata
Lineage: Eukaryota; Metazoa; Cnidaria; Anthozoa; Malacalcyonacea; Plexauridae
Source: the annotation of a GenBank genome assembly